This is a messenger RNA of Pecten maximus, 1181 nucleotides long. RefSeq lists its product as uncharacterized. The transcript has 5 exons. Lineage: Eukaryota; Metazoa; Mollusca; Bivalvia; Pectinida; Pectinidae. The coding region runs from base 79 to 858 and encodes 259 amino acids. The record is from RefSeq and is a predicted model, not a curated record.
UAUAUAUAGUACACAUCACCGCUGUCAUGUGAGUGUUAUUUAUAGAACAGCUUCCUCCUUGAUGGACCACACACAUUAAUGAUGGGGUGUUGUUUCUCGUCACAGCAGGAGGGUCCCACGUCGAAAACGAGGCUACUUCAGGACCAAUCAGAUCACCAUGGUGACCGUGAACCACCAUCGUCUGCCAGACAGAAAUAUGGAGACAAAAACUCACACACCGUGGAAUUCACGACCUCCGUCGACGUGUUACGACCAGCUGAUAUGAAGACCGUGGCAUUGUCCAAGUUAGACAAAACUUUUCAGGAUCAGGCGAAGUUGUAUGACGAUCUCCUUGUCUGCUUCCAAACACUGAAGCAAGACAUGGAGAAGUUCAAGGGUUAUUUUGCUGCAGAAACAGAAGGAAUUUCUGAACUCCACAAAUGUGUGGUGAUUCUGGUAGAAAGGUGUGGUGAGGCGGAACUCGUUGUUGACAGAAAAUUGAAAAACUGUAUUCAAAUUGAAUAUAAGUCUGAGGAGAUUCUACGCACAUGCACUGUGGAUUAUCAACAGGUGAUUCCGGUGUUAGACCUUUUCAAUGCGAUAAAUAAACUUAUAAAGAAAAUACUCGAUCGCGCUCCACAGGUUAGGUCAACCAUCGAAUGCCUACUAAGUGACGCGCACGAGAUGAAGAAGGAUAUCAUGAAAUCGGAUUUAAAUUCAGCGGAAGGCCCUGCAGCCAUGAAGGCAUGUAUAGCUAACAUCAGCAAGCUAGAUGUCCUCAGAAAGGAUGUAGACACAAUCAUGAAACACACAGACAGGAUGUUUAAAGACGUUUUACAGUCGUCGAAAGGAUUUUUUAAAGACGAACAGGAAGAAUAGCAAAGUCGUGGUCCGACAGUUAGAAAUCGAUUAUGCUAAUUUGAACAAAGAUAGAUACAUAAAAUGCACAUGAUUUGCUUAGAGGACAUACGAGAAUAGGACAUACCCAUGACUUAUCAAAUCAGCAGAGAAAUAUUAUGCGGUUUAACAAAAACAGCAAAAUCAAAAUGAUACUAAAACAAUCAAAUGUGUUCUUUGGUGUCUGGUUUUACAGAUAAUGACAUUAAUCUGUAACAUAAUGUGGCAUUAAAUUGUUUUCAUAUCAACAAUACGCUGAAGACUAAGCGUCCUUGCAAAUUUUAGAUAAAAUAUAUCGUGCAUGA